Strongylocentrotus purpuratus (purple sea urchin) is the source of this 8636-nucleotide messenger RNA. RefSeq names its product serine/threonine-protein kinase 10. The transcript has 18 exons. The record is from RefSeq and is a predicted model, not a curated record. The coding region runs from base 64 to 3276 and encodes 1070 amino acids. Gene Ontology annotation, biological process: protein phosphorylation. NCBI's taxonomy places the organism in Eukaryota, Metazoa, Echinodermata, Echinoidea, Camarodonta, Strongylocentrotidae. Gene Ontology annotation, molecular function: protein serine/threonine kinase activity; ATP binding.
GCCUUGGUUGGAUACGGAGGGCGAUAUUGUUUCUGUGUUGGAUCUACCCUGUAAGACUUCAGCAUGAGCAAGUUUUUCAGGCGAAUUAGCCGAAAGACGAUAAAGAAGGACAAGUUCUUGUACAUUAUUCGAGACAGAGACCCCAACGAAACAUGGGAAUUAUUAUCGGAGCUUGGGGAUGGUUCUUUUGGUAAAGUUUACAAGGCAAGAAAUAAACAUAAUGGAGUCACAGUAGCAGCAAAGAUCAUUGAAAUCAAAGAACACGAUGACCUAAAUGAUUUCCGGGUGGAGAUCGACAUCCUGACAGAAUGCAAGCAUCCAAAUAUUGUCGGUCUGGAGGAGACGUUUCUCCAUCAGUCCAAAUUAUGGAUGAUGCUGGAGUUCUGCGAGGGUGGUGCCCUGGACGAUAUAGUCCUGGAGGUGGAGAAGCCGUUGACGGAGGCACAGAUCAAAGUCGUUUGCAGGCAAACACUGGAAGCUCUUGUAUACCUCCAUGAACAUAACAUCAUACACAGAGAUCUCAAGGCGGGAAACAUUCUACUCAAAAUGGAUGGCAAUGUCAGAUUAGCUGACUUUGGAGUUUCUGCCAAGAAUACAUCUCCCCUGCAGAGAAGGGAUUCUUUCAUCGGUACACCCUAUUGGAUGGCCCCUGAAGUCGUCAUAUGCGAGACGCUAAAGGACAACCCCUAUGACUACAAGGCAGAUAUAUGGUCCCUGGGUAUCACAUUAAUAGAGCUGGCUGAGAUGGAGCCGCCCUACCACGACCUCAACCCUAUGAGGGUACUCAUCAAGAUCCCCAAGGCCCCACCCCCAAGGCUGCAACAAAAGAAAAGAUGGUCAAGGGAAUUCAACGACUUCUUAGAAAAAUGCCUUGAGAAGAACCCGGAGAAGAGACCUUCUGCAGUCGACCUACUCAAGGUAUGUUACUUAACUCUUUGCUUGCCAGAACUUAGACUGAUAAAUAUUGUUCUCUUCUCCUCACAGCAUCCCUGGGUGUGUGAUGUUACAGACACAAAGCCUAUCAAGAACUUGCUUGCGGAAGCCAAAGCCGACGUCAUUGAAGAACUUCACGACUUGCCUGAAGAUAACCUUUCCUUCAAGGAUACCAUUGAUACGACCAGUCAAGGAAGCCAGGAUACGUCCUACACAGCUCCUUCCACACCCUCCACGCCCCCUACAAGCAUCACGACGGAAGCACACAAGUUGGUCAAGGAGCUUCACGAUGUGAAUCAGAACGGGGACAAGGAUGUAACCGCUAAUGGAAGUAGCCUCCAGCAAGACACCAGCAACCACAGUGGUGGUACUCCUAAUGGCAGGAGAAACAGCGAGAAACCUGAAAUGGUACGUGAUGACACUCCCCCUCCUAUCCACAACGAUGAAGACAACCAAAGAGUGUUUGAUAAUGAUAAAGAUAGAGAGAUAGAAAUACAUGUAGAGACAGGGGAAGGGGAUGUCAGGAAAGGGGAAGAGAAGGAAAUGAACAAUGACAAAAGGGAGGAAGAGAAGGAGAUGAACGGAGAGGUUAAAGAUGGGGAGAAGGAAGAGAGUAGAGAAGAGGGUUAUGAUUCAAAUCAUAUCGGGGAAGGAGAUAAUCAGUUAAAGGAGAAUGAAACCAAAGAGAUUGAAAGGGAAGGGGAUCGGGUUGGGAAGAUAGAGGAAGGGGGACAAGUUGAUGAAGGUGUGUUCGGGGAGACAGAAGAAAGCGAAGCUCCAUUGCCUCUGAAAGAAACAAUGAUGAACGGCGACGUGACCGAGGUAAAAAAGCAGCGCCCGCCCUCUCUUGAGCUCAACAAUGGAAAGAUCCUCGUUCCAUUGGUGACGUCGUCGGGCAAGGAUUCGGUGGUCAGCCGAAAAAGCAUGGACCGGUGCUCGGACGCGGGCAGCGUGAUGACCAUCGACAGCGUGGAGAGCGUGGACCCGACCCAGACCCCCACCGAGGGCAAGAAGAACCAUGAGGCUCAGAUCCAUUACAAGACCUUGAAGAAAACCAGGAAGUUUGUCCUGGAUGGAAAGGUCGUGACCCUGACGACCUCUAAGGUCGUGAAGGAAGGUCAAGAGGACAAGGCUAAGAAACUCCAUGCCUUCAGAAAGAACGAGCUUCGAGAGAUCCGUCUCAUGAGGAAAGGAGAGCUGAAAGAAGUUAAUAAUCUAGCUUCCAAGAUCCUACAACAGAAGGAUCAACUGAUCAAGAGACAGGAUGCUGAGAAAGCAAUGGCGGUAAAGAAGUUUGAUUUGGAGAUCGAGCAUCUAACCGGGCAACAGAAGCAGAAUGUAGAGAAGCUAGAGCUAGCCCAGGAAGCAGAACUGAGGACGUUCAAGAAGAAAAUCAAAUCAGAUCAGGACAAAGAUAUGAAAGUGUUCCGAGACGGGAAGAAGAAGGCGGCCAAGGAGCUCAAGAAUGCCAAGGGAGACCGGGACGCGCUGAGGAAACGAAGAGAGGAGUUUGAGGUCAAGCAGAGUGAGGAAGAGAGGGAGUUCCUCUCCCGGCAGAAGAGGACGCUCGAGGCGGACAUGGCCAAGAUUAAUCAAGGUCAUAGGCAGCAGGUCGCGACCCUCGAACACAAGUAUCUGAUGGAGAAGCACAAUAAGAAGAGAGCGAGGGAAUCGGCAGUUUGGGAGAUGGAGGAGAAGCACCUCAAAGAGAUGCAUCAAAUCAAGAAGAAUCAACUCAAGGAUAUGUUCUUCCUGCAGAGACAUCAUCUGGUCCUCGGACAAGAGAAGGAGGUGCAGCAGCUCAAGAACUAUUUUGAUCGCGAAGAGGAGGAGCUGAACCAGAAGCACGUGUUAGAUCAGAGGCAGUUACCACGGCGACUACGCAAUGAGAAGCAAGCCAGGCUUUCCAUGUUUAAGAAGAGUCUGCAGAUCCAUAAACCAGGCUAUACAGCGGAGCAGGAAAGAGAGAAAAUCAAAGAGUUCCAAGACAACGAGACUGCUCGCUUCAAAGCUGAGAUUGCCCACCAGAAGGCUAAACAAGAGAAAAAACUACAUAAUGAAAGACAGAACAGCGAAGCCAUCAUGCAAGAACUUCUCAGUGAUCAUAACGAGAAGCGUAAGGUGCUAAUGGAACAAGAGACGGUCAAGGUCAAAAGUAUCGAGGAAACUCAUGCAGAAGAGGUCAAGAAAUGGAGAGAGCAACUCAGACCGCGCAAGAGGGAAUUGGAGGAGACAUUCCAAAGAGAGCUCGAAAAGCAGGGAGAGUUCUACUCCGACAACAACACAGAAACCCCAUCAUCAGAUUCCAUGAAAUACAAGAGGAACAGUCUAAGUGUACUCUGAAUCACCCCCAGCUUCAUCGAUUCCCUUCCUCGUGUUAUUCAACAACCAUAGUUAGUUGAUGUAGACAUGGUUGCGACAGUGGAAGUCACUUCCGAUUUGUCAGCCAUUUCAUCGGCUCCAGAUAGUUCCUUCUCCUAGACAUUCCAUGUGCAAGGGAGGUAUUUGGAGCUCCGUGAUCUAACCUAUGACAGCACUCGUGCACUCGUAUAUACGCGUGUCACAACUAUCUCUCUCAGUAUGCUUCGCUAACAACGUCUCCACACCCUCAAUGGUUGGAAGUGAUGUAAUACUUUUGUUGUCAGAAGUUGUAUCCUAUAAUCAUUCACCAUAGACCAGACCACUGUAUUUGAAUUUGUGGAUGUCUCUACCCGGAAACCCUAUUAACUUCUACUUUACUCAUCAGCAAGCUACAACAGUAUCCCGUGGAUGGAUCCACAUUGCGUACAUUGUUGCCAUGUUGAGCUAGCCUUGGGCAAGGAUAGUGGUUAUGAAGAGCAAAUUGUUUUUAGAAAAAAAUUGAAAUAUAUAUAUAACAUUUGAAUGGGUUGGUAAACUGAGUCAUUCUUUCCACAUUCUCUAAAAUGUGCCCCAUUUUGUUUGGAGCAGAUGUGUAUUAUGCGGUUCUUAUGCGGCAGCUUCAAUUGAUUAUUUGGCUUAAAAGGCUGGGUUAUACUUGACAAAAUUUAAUUUCAAACAUCUUGUGAUGUUCCCUAACUUUUAAUACGUGUUUUCCCUGAGUCUUUAUCAUCUUUUCAUUCAUCGUGAGUGCAGACAUAUUUAGAAUAUCCACGAAACAAUCUAGUAUUCAAAUAGUUACCUGGCAGGAACUUUUGAUGACUUAUAGGGAACAUUUUUAUAUUUCAUUAUUAAUCCUAUAGAUGCAAGGUUGUGAAUAUUGAUGCUAAGCGUAGGCUGUUGGAAUAUUCAAAAUUGAUGUCUUGCUUAUCCAAAAUGUGAAACAUAGUUUAUUUGUUCUUGACAGAUAAGUGUUUGAAUAUUGGAAUUUUCUAUCCCUUUUUUGCCAAGUUUAACUGUAAGGCAUGUACUCUAUCUGUUCCUGGCAUCCCUUAUGUUCUCAAUGUGUUUUUGUUGUUGACAUGUCAUCAUCAAUGUCACUCAGAAAGAUGGUUAUUUUUUUUUAGUUUUUUAGAAAAACAUUGUUAUGUUGGCAGGAUUUUUCCGUCAUUGUAAUUGCAUGUAGGAUCAAAUCAUGCACAGUGAAAGGUAUAUAAUAUUCAAGAAAAUUAAUGUUGUUUGAGCAUAUGUGUUCUGGCAGUGUCCCCACAGAACUGUCAACUUUCCCCUGACGGCAUCCAUAUACAAAGCCCAGGAUAACUUGGACUGGAGAGCGUGGUAAAUAUGUUUUCUACCAAAAUCGAAUCGUAUCCAUCCGGUUAAUAUUGUUCAUUUCGCCUUGCUGUAUUCAUUGAUUAGGCCAUAGACAGUUCAUAGGAGUAAACCAAAUGUGCGACUUCUUCGCCGAGAAGACAUAUCGAGGCCUUGUCCUUCUACACAUAUGUGCCACUUAAUAAUAUCGAGCAACAAUUUGCCAUCCGUAAUGACAAAGGGUACUCGUGUGUGUUGCAUCUACUUAUUGCCAAACUUUUGUAAAAAAACCUUCCUUUCUAAUACCAAAAGCAAACCUCCAAAAAUGUGUCUUUGACCAAUUUUUGCGAAGAUUAACAUAAGAGACAUCAAUGAGUAUGCAGAGAGGGGGAAACAAAGAAGUGGAAGAUUUAUUUCGGAUGUUGCUUAUGAGGUUUUUGUAUUAAAGCACUUUCUAUGUAUGUUUUUUCGUAUUUGGCAACAUAAUGGCGAGGUUUGUUCUGUGUUAUUGUCUUCCUGGUUUGAAUAAAAGUGCAAGAAGUAGGAGAGAUGGAGAACAGAAGUGUACUGGUUUCAUUUUUUUUAAAUGUUUAGUGCUUUCUCCCAUAGCAGCACUUCAUAAUGCCUCAGGUCUCUUGUUUUUCAUAUUAGUUUUUAAAGUAUUUGUAUUGCUAUGCGUUCUUGUAUCGGUUUAUAUUCGUCUGUAUCCGACUAAUAUUUUUAAUCAUGAUAUUCCUGUAUCCCCGUUUACUGGAUAUGAAAAAUCAUGCCAAUUUUCCUGCAGAUUUCCCUUGUACCAUAAAUGUAAAUUGCUUUGCAAAACCGACAUUGUUGUACUGGUAAAUCACAAUUCUGUGCAAAUCUUUUAAAGUAAAUUUCAAUUAAAUACCGGUAAGUCAGGAUUUUGAAAGUAAGUGUAAGAAAAAAAGUGUGUAUCAAAUUCAGUCUGAAGUAAAAGAAUGUGCAGUUUGUCUCAAUUUUCUGACAUUAAAUUUCACUUCAAUAGUCAGAAGUCUUUACCUACCAAAAGAAUGCCUAUUGGCUUAAAAAUAAUGAAUGAGAGUCUGAAAACAAGCCUCUGUAUAGCUUGUAUGUUGUACCUUUUGAAUAUCUAUUCUUGCAUAUUAUAUGAAUAAGUUAUGUUUAACAUGGCUUUGUCUAAAUCGACUUAUUGUCAAAAAGAAAAACAUAAAUUACAGGGUUUUUUCUUUUUAGUGAGUAACAGGAAUGAAAAUUAUAGAAAAGAAAAUUUAGGGAUGUAUUUUGAAGAGUUUUUCUGAUUCCCUGAUAGUAAGAAGGAUAUGAUCAGGAAUUACACUAACAUUUACACGGCUGUAUACAUUAUAUCCUCAGUUUAUUAUUUUCAACUGUUUCAUCAAUGGCUAUGAGAAGGGAUUGGUUUAUGACUUGAAAAUUGUAUUUCCCUGUUUAAUCAAGAAUAUUUUAUAGUGAGAGUUAUCAUAUAGACAAAGAAGUAAUUUAUACAUAUACAAUGUACUUGCGGGCUGUAUAUUACUCAUUUUAUAUUUGGAUGCGGGCGGGAUGAUAUUCCAUUCUGAUCAUCCGAGAGACAGAAGGACGUUCACUAACAAAGUUUACAAGUUAAAUCCCUUCUGGUUUCCAUCACACACGAUAUGAUUUACAUUAUGUUCAAGAGAAGACGGAUUUUUUUAACUUGGCUAUUUUUUUUUCAGAAUUAAAAGGGGAAUGAAACCUCCUGACUUCACUAGUUUAAUCAAAAUGGCAGCUCCCAUGGGAAAUAGCUUGAAAGAAAAUUGUAAACUUUGCUAAGUUAUUGCAUUGUAGAUUUUCAAGAUAUUCUGAACUAGCUUACAAUUUUUUUACUAGGGCUGUCAGCUAAAGUUUGUUGAGUUUCAUUUUCCUUUAAUGACAUCAAACGUCAUUUACAUUGACAUUUACAUUGCUAGUCAUAUUUCAUUUCAUGAUGGGAUGCUAUUAUUUGUAUUUUUAUGUUUAUUCCUCUUUAAUGUUAGUGUAGUGGAAACCUUAGGGUAUUCAUCAGUAUAUUGACAAUAGGCUAUGAAUUAGUACAGGAGUACCAGUUUUGUUUAUCUUGUCUUGUUUAAAAUAAGGACGAUUACUUUCAGUUUCAUUCAAGAGAAGAUAGGAAAGAUGGGAGGGUUGAAAAUAUGAAAUAAGAUUCAUUAAAAAUAAAAAUCAAAGCUUGUCUUCAAGCGAUCAAAUGUAAAUAUACAUGCAUUACCAAGUAAGAAAUGGACCCCAUUAUAUGGUAUGUAACUUCAGCCAAGAAUACAACACUUCAUUGCUGGAGUGGGACAUCUAUAGAUUUAUAUUUUUAUCCUUCGUUUUUAUGCCCUUCCCAAAUAAUAAUUUGGGUAUUUUAUCAUACUUCACUUAUCAUUUUCUAUCACCGGUAGUGAUCUUGAAUAAUUUUAUCCAUUUCUCGUUCUCUACAUGUACUUCUCUUUUUUUUAAUAUAAUUUAAUUGGCAUUGUGAGAAAAAAUUGUUGUUUCUUAAUAUACUGAACCAAUUACAUUCAAAUUCUGAGGAUUUGUAUUUGUUUACAUUUUUGACAUUUAACUCAUGAAAUACACUUUACACAUUCUCUUAUUAAACAUGAAAAGAACCCACAUUUUACAAGAUUCUUAUGGCAUGUAGUCACACAAUUCUUCUUUUUUGAGUUAUUUUACAAGUUUAAACCAAAAUACUGAUUUCUCUGAGGUAUCGUACCUGAACACGAACGAAGUUGUAUAAUGAUAGAACUUGCAUUUUUACAAGUAGUAAAUAAGAGCACAUUCAUAACGUAAUGUGUAUUUGUUACUCAAACCAUUUUUGUUUUAACGUAAAGAAAAAAGAAGUACCGGUAGGAGGAAAGAAAAAAAAACUUUUUCUGGAAAAGGGAAAGGUAGAAGUGCUGCAUAUUUGGUAUUAGGAGAGAUCUGAUGUGACCCAGUAAUGUUUAUGCUAUAGACGUGUAGUCUGUUUUGGAAUAUAAAUAAUCCAACUUAAUAUAUAACCAAGCUUCACAAACAGUACUACUGUGUAUGGAUACUGGAAAAAAAAACUAUAUUUGUUUAUAUAAUCAUUUUUCAGGUUAUGAAACAUAAUUUAUAUUUCUGACUUUUUGUUGCCCUUUUUUCUCUUGGAUGCGGUCCAAUCUAUCUAAUGUUUAACCUAACUCAUGUUACUCAUAGUUUUAUUAUUAUUUUGAUAUCGCGUUAUUAAUUGAUCAGAUAAAUGGUGAAGCGUUCGUAUUUUCUGUACGCACUGUUUUUUAUUUUAUCUAAAGACGGAAUCAGACACAAAUUUGUGUUGAUAUUUAUAUGAAAUAAAGUUAGUUACUCAGUAUUUAUAAGAAAUGAGAAUGUACUUAAUAAUUUACCAAGAUUAAAAAAGAUUUAUAUUUGUAUAACUUCCUGGAAUUAAGGUUAUAUUGUUAUAUACAUUUCUCAUGUUACUGUUAAUAAAGUGUAAAGUUUAUCUCGAUAAUAAAAAUGUUAUGAAGGAUGCUGAACUGUUGUAAUACAGGAGUCAAUGUUAUAGCAUUUUUCUUCAACGAAUAUGCCCUUUUCUGCUAAAAAAAUAAUGAAUGUGAUUUUGUAAAUUUCUAAACAAUGAAUAUGUGAAUAUCAACAUUUAUGUAACAGUACCAUUUUUUAAAAGAGUGAGCAUAAUGCAAACAUGUCGUGUUCUGUCGUUUCCAUAUUACAUGUACAUGUAUGUAUGCUGUAUGGUGGUAUGUGUAAUACAAUAAUCAUGUGGUAGAUUUGUUUUCUAAAAUAUGUCUAUUGAUUUGCAACGAGAAAUGUCUUUGUACCCUGAAAUUUAUUAUAUCCAUCUAUUUAGUGUUUAGAGGACAAAGCACUUUGUACCUUUGUAAAUAGUAAUAAAAACAUGUGGGAAUUCCUUUUUUUUAAAGAUGAUUUAAAUUUUACGAAGAAAAAUGUGAAAAUUUUGUUUCUCGAAGGAACCGAUACUGUACCAUUUGUGCCAUGUUAUAUGCUUUGCGAUAGUUCCAUUUGGUAAUAAAUCGGUCAUCUUAUGUAUCAUA